GGAGAAAUUCAAAUUUCCAUUUCAGAUACUAAUUUGAGUGUGAGAGAGAGAGGGAUUGAAUGGCGUUGAGAUACGGCCAUGUUCGUCCCAUCAUCACCUCCAUAACUACUCUGCAAUUCCCUCAUUUCUCCACAAUCCGACUUCUCUCUUCCGACCCAGAAGGAGACUUUCAAUAUUGGCCCCCAAAACCGUCAUUACCUUCACUGGAACCUUCAAACGACGCCGAAUUAGUCUCCCAUAUCCUUCUUCAACACCACAACCCAUUCCACACCAUGGAAUCUUCUCUUCAACUCAAUGGCAUCAUCCUCACACCACACCUCGUACAUCAAACCCUACUCCGCCUCAAAAACGUUUCCAAAAUUGCUCUCUCCUUCUUCACCUGGACCAAGCAGCAACCUUAUUUUCACCACGACGCUGUUUCUUACAACCUCCUCAUCGACAUCCUCGGCAAAGUUCGCCAGUUCGACGUCGUUUGGCAAUUAAUAGUUGAAAUGGACCAGAAAAAGAUCAAACCCACCACAACCACCUUCUUAAUUCUGAUCCGGAGGUUGAUUUCCGCCGGCUUUACCCGCCAAGCCAUCCGUGCAUUUGAUGAUAUGGAAUGUUUUACCGAAAAGCAAGUGGAGAGGAAUGAUUUCUGUUAUCUUUUGGAUACCCUGUGUAAAUAUGGAUAUGCAAAAGUGGCUAUGGAGAUUUUCAAUAAAAGGAAAUGGAGCUUCCAUGUGGAUGCCCAAAUGUAUACUAUUUUGAUAUAUGGGUGUUAUAAAACAAAUAGAAGGAAAAUGGCUGAGAGGUUUUUCGAAGAGAUGGUGAACAAGGGGAUUGUGCCCAAUGUUGUUACUUACAAUGUGAUGCUAAAUGGGAUCUGUAGGAGGGCUAGUUUGCAUCCGGAGGAGAGGUUCGAGAGGACAAUUAGAGAUGCAGAGAAGAUGUUUGGUGAAAUGCGGGAGAGAGGGGUAGAGCCAGAUGUGACUAGUUAUUCUGUUUUGCUUCAUGUUUAUAGUCGGAGCCAUAAACCAGAGUUAACACUUAGUAAGUUGAAGGAGAUGAUGGACAAAGGGAUAUACCCAACUGUGGCCACAUAUACCUCCGUUGUCAAGUGUCUUUGUUCUUGUGGGAGGCUUGAAGAUGCUGAGGCGUUGUUAAAUGCGAUGGUGGGUAAUGGGGUUAGUCCAUCGGCUGCUACUUAUAACUGUUUCUUUAAGGAGUACAGGGGAAGGAAGGAUGUGGAUAAUGCUCUGAAGUUGUAUAGGAAAAUGAAGGAAGAGUCUCCAUUUUUGCCAAGUAUGCACACGUACAACAUAUUGGUGGGGAUGUUUGUGAAGUUGAAUCGUAUGGAGAUUGUGAAAGAAAUUUGGGAUGACAUGAAGGCCAUUAGCGCUGGACCGGAUUUGGAUUCAUACACGUUGCUGAUUCAUGGACUGUGCGACAAACACAAGUGGAGAGAGGCUUGCCAGUUUUUCGUGGAGAUGAUAGAAAAUGGAAUCCUUCCUCAGAAGGUAACUUUUGAGACGCUAUAUCGUGGCUUAAUACAGUCUGAUAUGUUGAGAACUUGGAGAAGGUUGAAGAAAAAACUUGAGGAAGAAUCCAGAACCUUCAGUUCCGAAUUCGAACAUUAUCACUUGAAGCCCUACACGAGAUGAUACAUAUAUAUUGUUGCAUUGCACCAGUCAACUAAAGUUUUAUCCAAUGAGCUAUUAUCUGAAGUUCUUUUUUUAAGUUUGAAUAGGUAAACAUUAUGAGAGAUACUGUAAAUGUUUUAUUAGAUCAUCUUUGGUCUUUACCCAAACCCUUAUUUUGAUUUGAUAUAGACCUCUCUCUAACGGACAAACCCUUUUUUGUACUCAAAUUUUUUUAAGAAAGGGAUGCAUGAUGACUUGCUAUAUUAAGUUGUAUUAGAAGAGAAUAUGUCAUAUUUUGUGUUGGC
Messenger RNA from Ilex paraguariensis (yerba mate), 1927 nucleotides. NCBI's taxonomy places the organism in Eukaryota, Viridiplantae, Streptophyta, Magnoliopsida, Aquifoliales, Aquifoliaceae. The record is from the annotation of a GenBank genome assembly.